GCCAAACAGAUUGAUGACUGAAAUGAUAGAAGAAUGUGAAGAAUUCACCCGUGAUGAUAAGCAGUUGGAAAACUAUCAGCAGGAAGAGACUGAAACUGCUUAUGGAAGAAGAACUUGACUUUGAUUGAGAAUUACUCACGCGCUUUGUUUUUCAACAUGGCUGCCAUGGAAUGGCUUUGCGUGCAAAUCAACUUCCUGUUCAACCUUUCAAGAUCAGCCAUUGACCCCAGCUUGGCAGGACUUGCUGCUACAUAUGGCUUAAAUCUUAAUGUUCUUCAAGCUUGGGUCAUUUGGAACCUUUGCAAUGUUGAAAACAACAUUGACCCUCUUCAACAGCACACAGACCUUGAUAUCUGGCAGGUUCUGGGUAAAUGCCACCUUGCUGAGAUAGUACAACAGGAUUGCAGAUUCUUAGAUGCCCCAGUUGCUGAAGAUGGAGAAAACUGGAGUAAAGGGCAAAGGCAGCUCGUUUGUUUGUCGAGGGCCUUACUACAGAAGAAGAAAAUAUUGGUUCUUGAUGAGGCUACUGCUUCAGUGGAUACUGCAACUGACAAUGUGAUUCAGAAAACAAUAAGAGAAGAGACCAGUGAUUGCACAGUCAUAACAGUUGCUCAUCGAAUUCCCACUGUCAUUGACAGUGAUCUUGUUCUUGUUCUUGAUGAAGGAAGAAUUCUUGAAUAUGAUUCUCCUGCUCGGCUACUGGACGAUAGUUCUUCUGCAUUUUGUAACUUGGUGAGUGAAUUCUUGAGGAGGUCCACCAAGGCUAACCAAUUCUAAUCUCUGGCUUGGAAACAUUCUCCACUUAUACAUGCAUUCCAAUCCUAAGUAGACACCGAAACUGGGAAACAACCUGAGAUAGGUGUCAGUUUUGAAAAUUUUCUCCCAGUCUAACACAUCCUAGUUAGGAAGGAGGAAGACGUAGAAAGAAGGAACUCUGCUACUGAAACAGAGGUUUUCGCAACUAACCUGCACGG
Messenger RNA from Cuscuta campestris, 974 nucleotides. NCBI's taxonomy places the organism in Eukaryota, Viridiplantae, Streptophyta, Magnoliopsida, Solanales, Convolvulaceae. The record is from the annotation of a GenBank genome assembly.